Molecule: messenger RNA, 1208 nt
Organism: Pteronotus mesoamericanus
Lineage: Eukaryota; Metazoa; Chordata; Mammalia; Chiroptera; Mormoopidae
Gene: CHP2
Product: calcineurin like EF-hand protein 2
Exons: 7
Coding region: 74-664 (196 amino acids)
Biological process (GO): positive regulation of sodium:proton antiporter activity
Cellular component (GO): plasma membrane
Molecular function (GO): calcium ion binding
Source: RefSeq, a predicted model, not a curated record
UUCGGUCCCCGGGCCACCAGGCAGCCGCGCUUGGGCGGGAGGACAGAUCGCCCGGGUCGGUUGUAGCGCGGCCAUGGGCUCCGGAGGCUCCAGCGCGGCGCAGAUCCCCGACGCGGACAGCAUUCGGCGGGAGACGGGCUUCUCUCAGUCCAGCCUGCUCCGCCUCUACCACCGGUUUCGGGCCCUGGACAGGAAUAAGAAGGGCUACCUGAGCCGCGUGGACCUGCAGCAGAUAGGGGCGCUGGCUGUGAACCCCUUGGGGGAUCGCAUUAUAGACAGCUUCUUCCCUGAUGGGAGUCUACGAGUGGAUUUCCCAGACUUUGUCAGAGUCCUGGCUCAUUUCCGACCUGUAGAUGAGGAGGACACAGGAACCCGGGACCCCAAUGAACCUGAACCCCUCAACAGCAGAAUGAACAAACUUCGCUUUGCAUUUCAACUUUACGAUCUGGAUCGAGAUGGAAAGAUUUCCAGGCAUGAGAUGCUACAGGUACUCCGUCUGAUGGUCGGGGUACAGGUGACAGAAGAGCAGUUGGAGAGCAUUGCUGACCGCACGGUGCAGGAGGCUGAUGAAGAUGGAGAUGGGGCUGUGUCCUUCCUGGAGUUUACCAAGUCCUUGGAGAAGAUGAACAUUGAGCAGAAGAUGAGCAUCCGGAUCCUGAAGUGACCUUCUAUGUGUGUCUGGCCAGCUUGAAAAGACCAGUUCUGCCUGGGGUUCAUCCUCAGCCUCCAUGAAGGAAUGGGCUCCAAUAAACUGCAUUCUUACAUCUACACUGAACUCUAUUUAGAGUCAAGGAGACAAAGCUGGAUAGGUGUGUACUAAAGUCUAACUCAUUUGAUUUCUGAUCUGCAAAUUGGCCAACAAUUUUUUGGUUGCAAGUAACUAAAGUGCUAAAUCAAAAGGACUUCAGUUAAAAAGGGAUUUGGUGGACUCAUAAAAGUGGGGAAGUGUCUUUGGGUACAGCUGGAUCCAAGAGCUCAGAUGAUGCUAUCUGGACUCGGUUAUUCUCCAUCUCUCACUCAGAUAUUUUGUAUGUGUUGGCUUCAUUCUAGAAGGGGUCUUUCCCCAUGGUGGAGGAUGGCCACCAUCAGCUCCAGGCUUCCUCAGUAACCCAGUGGGAACAGAUUUUCUUUUUCAAUAAAUUCAAGCAAAGAGUGUCAUCAGCUCACUGGGGCCUGUCCCUUCUUCAGGGGAAUGGAAUGUUCUGAUU